Molecule: messenger RNA, 2964 nt
Organism: Hemisphaericaspora subhashii
Lineage: Eukaryota; Fungi; Ascomycota; Pichiomycetes; Serinales; Debaryomycetaceae
Exons: 1
Coding region: 1-2964 (987 amino acids)
Biological process (GO): ubiquitin-dependent endocytosis
Cellular component (GO): cytosol; cytoplasm
Molecular function (GO): protein-macromolecule adaptor activity; ubiquitin protein ligase binding
Source: RefSeq, a predicted model, not a curated record
AUGAAUUCACCAUUAUUCUCCCCACAACAGUUAACCAGUCGUGUUACAAGUCCAAAUCUCAUUGCUGCUGGUACAAAUGAUAAUAUUAUCAACAACCCCUUAUUACCACAUUUACCAGAAAAACCAAUUGCAUCAACAAGUUCUUUACAAGUUUAUAUAAUUCCAACAGAAUCAAACUUAUUUGUGCAAGGAUUUGAACCUCAAGAAUAUUUAUCAAGACCUCCAACUUUAUUAAGAGGUUGUUUAUAUAUCAGGAUUUUAAAACCAUGUAAAUUAAAAUCAAUUGUACUAAAUUUUAAAGGAAUACAAAAAACUGAUUGGCCAGAAGGUAUUCCACCCAAGAAACAAAUAUAUCUUGAAUCUAAUCUGAUCAUAUCUCAUACUUGGCCCUUUUAUCAAGCAAGUAAUGCCCCAACUCCAAACAAUGGUGCUGAUGUUUAUGUUGAACCAACAACUACAACAGGUAUUACUCGAAAACAUGCAUUAAGUGCGCCCAAUUUAGAAGAUUUACCUAGAUCAAGAAUAAAUUUAUCAGAUGCUAGUUUAACUACCCCAACAACCCCAACUGAAUCACUUAACGAAAGAAGCAGCGGUGGGAACUUUUUCACUCGAAAUUUAUCACCAUCAUUUAUGCGUCGUGGUAAUAGAUCACCUACAAUUUCCGCAUUUGAUAGUGAACUUAGUUCUGUCAUAUCUCCAAUCGCUGGUGAUCCAUCAUCACUGGGAUAUUUUGCUCCUGGUGAUUACAUAUAUAAUUUUGAACAUCCUAUUCCUGCAUCAAUUCCAGAAUCAUGUAAUGUAACUUAUGGAAAUGUUGAAUAUGAUUUAUCAGUUACAAUUACUCGUCCAGGGACUUUUAAAACUAAUCUUUUUGGGAAAUUACCAAUUGAAAUAAUUAGAAUUCCUUCUGAUUCAAAUAUGGAAGAAAAUGAAUCAAUUGUGAUUACUAGAGAUUGGGAAGAUCAAUUAAGAUAUGAUAUUGUUAUUGGAUCAAAAGCAAUUAUAUUGGAUCUGUAUUUACCAUUAGCAUUUAGAUUUAUCCCAUUAUUUGGAAAAGUUGCUUUACAUCGAGUUCGAGUUUAUUUAACUGAAACCUUGGAAUAUUUUUGUAGUAAUAAGAAAGUUCAUCGUAUGGAACCAACUAAAAAAUUCUUAUUAUUAGAACAUAAAGCUCAAAAGGGGAAAUCAUUACUUUCCCAGGAACAUCAUCAUGAUCAUAAUGGAGAUGAUGAAAAUGAAAAUAAUUUUGAAGAUGAUAUCCUUCCAAAAGAAUUAGAAUUUCAAUUAUAUGUUCCUCGUGAAUUAGAUUCAAAGAAUAAAUUACAUUGUGUCAUUCAUCCCGAUACUUCAUUUGAAAAUAUUCAAGCUCAUCAUUGGUUAAAGAUUUGUUUAAGAAUUUCUAAACUUGACCCAGAAAACCCGGCAAAGAGAAAACAUUAUGAAAUUUCAAUUGAUUCCCCAUUGAAAGUAUUAUCACCCCAUGCAGCUCAUGGAAAUACAUUAUUACCAGCAUAUGAUGACUUCAUUCCCAACUACAACGCUGCGGCUACCGCCACCACCGCCACCACCACCCAAACAACCCCAAUUGACACAGCCGUACCACCAGUCCAAAAUGGUCUUUUAUCAGUCAUAUCAAACCUUUCACGAAACCCAAGUUCAAACCACCUCGAUGAAUUAGUAAACGACUACCCUCCGCCACCAAUUGAAUUCCAUCACAUAUCAACCACUACCGAUUUAGACGGAGUAAUCGAUUCCCAUGUGGAUAUGCAUCUAGAUUCAAAUCUCUAUGCGCCAAAAUCUCCGGAUAUAAUCCAAUCCAUAAAUUCACCGCAAGCAUUACCCCAUCCCGGAACAUUCACAUCUCCAGGCGGCAGGGUGAUGACUCCAAUAGGACAACCAAGAGCGAUUCAUUUAUUGAGAAAUCCAAGUAUAAACCCCCCAGCAUUCGAUGCUGACAUUCCACCACCUCCAAUGGAGGACUUACCUCCCCCAGCGUAUGAUUUGGAAGAAGAGAUAAGUUUGUCGCCGUUGAGAAUUGAUGAGAGUCCAAGUAUUUUAGAUCGGAUUAGUGGUGAUAGUAGUCUGGGAAGUAAUAAUAAUAAUAAUGGAGUUCCUGGUGAUGGUAGUAGUAAUAAUGUGAAUAGGAAUAAUGUGCCCGAGAUUAGGGUUAGUACUAGUAAUCCAGUCAAGGAAUUAUUAAUGAAUGUAUCCCCAUCCCAACAACAACAACAACAAAAUAACAGUGAAGGUUGUGCGAGUUCAAAUCUCGAACAAUCAACUUCAACAGCAUCGUCCAGACAUGACAGCGAGGGGGAUAUAACCGACUAUCCUGGCUCUCCGAUCAACCCACCCGUGAUGCCAAUAAACAAAUCAAGAACAUCCUCAAUUGGAUCUUCCGCACAAUUAGGCACGAGUACUGCUGGUGGUGAUAGUGAUCUUCCAUUCGAUCAAACGGUUCCAUUAUUAGAUUUGACCAAUCAAGAGACACCCCAAACUGGUGAAAGUCAGGAUACGAGAGAAUCAUUGGGACUGAUAAUGUAUGAUUUGAGUUAUGUUCAUCCCAAUUUGAAUGAAAGUGAAACUACAGGGGCUGGUCCUUUUCGGAUCCAUGAUUUGAAUUUAUCUAAUUUAAGGAAUCCCAGGAUUAAGAAACAUUAUCAGGAUCAACAACCGUUUCUUGCUGAAGAUGCGGAAAUAGAAGAAGCAGCGGGUGAAAAUAAUCAUCAAAAUGAAUCUGAUGCUGGAUCGGAAGAAGAACUGCAAGAACAAGAGGAUAGUAGUAGUAGUGAUGCUGGGUCAGAGGAAGAAAGGUAUAGACAAAGAAGUUUUGGAGUGGUGAAUAAUAAUAAUGACGAGGAUGGUGCUUUACGGAAUAGUGGCCGUAGUGGUUCUUCUUCUUCUAAUAAAGAGAUUCCUCAACAGAGUCAAGUCCCCGGGUUUAAAAUUGGAUAUGUAAUGCAUUGA